Tuber melanosporum (Perigord truffle) is the source of this 1320-nucleotide messenger RNA. RefSeq lists its product as uncharacterized. The record is from RefSeq and is a predicted model, not a curated record. NCBI's taxonomy places the organism in Eukaryota, Fungi, Ascomycota, Pezizomycetes, Pezizales, Tuberaceae. The transcript has a single exon. Bases 44 to 1288 code for a protein of 414 amino acids.
AGGGAGAGAGGGGAAGAGGUACCGUAAGAAACAAAAGACCGAAAUGGCGAAAAAGCACAAAAUCAAGUUCCCGAAACCAACUCUGGACCCACACUCCUAUUUCAAAAAUACCUCUCCAUGUGCUGCCGGAGCUUCCUCAGCAGGAGGGGACACAAGUGUGAACUCAAUCCUGGCAAAACUCCGCUCCGAAGCUCCAGGCGUUGCCAGGCCCUCUCCAGCAGCACCCUCGGUCCCCCCAGUUCUCCAGGAAAUUCUUGAAAAUGCGGCUCCGCCGCCACCACCCCUCGCACGGAGAAUCGUUGUCGGAGCCGGAGUGGGAGGAAGGACGAGGGGGAGGAUACCUGGCCCACCGCCUCCAGCUUCCUGGCUACGCCCAGAGGUGCAAGUUGACCAGGAUCCCAUCGGAGGGGGCGAGCAGCAAAGCGUGGGAGAGGGAGUUCUAGCCCGUGUGGUGGAGUACCCGUUAUCAUACCUCCCAGGAAUGACCCCCGUUGACGACCGUGGACUCCUACACUACGCUCUCAAAGCCAUGUCCCUGCGCUGGGAGGAGCACAUCCUGUACGACCAGCACUGGCUACAGUAUCUACCGCCGAAUGUGAAGACCCUGCUUCUUUCUUAUAUCGCGACAUUCACCCCUUCUGGCGUAACACUCUCAGGGUUAAGAGUGUUGUUCAAGUUCCCAGACGAGGACAUCACGACGUUGGAACUAUCAAGGAGUUUAAACGCCGAGUUGACACUCCCACAGCUUAUGCGUUUCCUCCGCCCGAACAGACACUCCCAGGCGGAGGUUUUAGCGUCUUGGGAAGACGAGAUGGACGACAUGAAGGAGUACACCGGUAAGGGCUAUAUGACGUUAUUCCCCAACCUGACGCAUUUAUCGCUCGCACAUCCGGACCCCCCAGUCCCGUUUUCUCAGCUAUUGGCGUUCACAGCAUCCAUUCCGCCGACUAUUACCCACCUCUCACUCGCGGGAUGGACCCAGGGCGUGCCGGACGGUAUGAGGCGGCUUGCAAGAAAUCUGCUCGGGCUGAAGUGGUUGGAUGUGAGCAAUUGCCAUUGGGUAUUGUACGAGCAAUUAAAGGAUGUGGAGUGGUGUGGACCAUGGAGAAACGUGGAAACCGUCGUCGCGAGGCAGCGAGGGGAUGUUCCGCCAGCCACGAAGGCAGCGAGGGAUGUGAUGGUGAAGGAGCUGAAGAGUUCCAUUCGCAAGAUUAGGAAUGAGAGGGGUGGGAAGUGGUGUGAUGUUAUCCUUGAUGAGGACAGGGAUAAGGAGAACAUCGCUCUUUGAACAUGGUGGUGGUGGUGGUGGUUUUUUUUUUU